Caenorhabditis angaria is the source of this 9308-nucleotide messenger RNA. The record is from the annotation of a GenBank genome assembly. NCBI's taxonomy places the organism in Eukaryota, Metazoa, Nematoda, Chromadorea, Rhabditida, Rhabditidae.
AUGAAGCAACGAGCGCCAAUCGGGUGAGUUUUAAGAUUCUAUUUUGGGAAUUUAUCUGAAACUAAUUCUCUAUUUUUCAGGCCUCUGUUGCAUUUGGCUAUAUUAGCCCUGUUAGCAGUUAGCUAUGUACAAUCGGUGAGUUAUCCUAAUUUUUUGUUGUUGAAAUAUUUUUCCUAAUUUUUUUUCUGAAAUUUUAUUCGUAAAUUCUACUAUCAAAAUUUUCUGAAGCUGAAUAACAUUCCAUCUGACAAUUUGGAAUUUCAAGAAUCCAUUAAAACAAAUGUACAUAGUUAUGAAAAUAAAAUUGGUAUUACGGUAGAUAAAAAAUGUAAAUGAGUUUAUCAAUAAACAUUUUUAGAAAUCAGGAUUUUACUAAACUGUUAAAUUAAAUGUACUGUGAAUUGAUUUGGUUUUGUCUGCAGAUUACUGUAUUAAAAAUUGUUUUCUAAAUUUUUAAUCAAGUUUAUGAAGUGUCCUGAUUUCAGAUGUUUUUUGGCAAAUAGUCUACUGUAAAGAAAAUUUUGAGUUUCUCUGUUAAAAAAUUUUUUAAUGAAAUUACCGAACUUUAAAAAUUUUUAUUCUGUAGUUAACGAUCAUUCUGUGUAUUUAGCGUUGAAAUUUAGGGUCAAAUUCAUGAUUAAAUUAUGUUUUUUUUAAAUUUAUUGUCGAAGACUUAUGAUAACGAUUUCAAAUUUUGUAGCGAAUGACUGUGUUUGAAUGUGAAUCAAUUUUCAGUAUUUUUUUCAUAUUGUAUCAGAUUUCUCACAAAUUAUUUACUAUUCAUUCAAAAUCUUUUUUGGUUGACUAAAAUAUGUUUACAUUCAAUUCUUUGAGAGUUCAUAAUAUUAAAAAAUGCUAUCUUCUCUACCUGUCCAGAAAAGAUUGACUGGAAAUUAUUAUUAUUAAAUUUUAAAGCACAAACCAAAUUCUUUUCAAAACAACUCAUCUGAACUGUGAAAGCUUUUCCUAUCUUCAUCAAAAAAAUUUGUUUUUCAGCAAGCAACGUGUAGAGAUUGUUCAAAUCGAGGAUGUUUCUGUGUUGGAGAAAAAGGUUCAAUGGUAAGUUGAUAACUUAUUUCAAUCAUCAUCAAAAAUUUGCAUUAUUUAUUCAUUUCUCACAAAAAGUUCUAAUGAUCUUCUUUUCUCAUCUUUUUCGAUUUCUUCUUUUCAUCUCCACCACCACCUUUUUGUAACAGUUGGAAACGGGGUAGAAAAACGCAGAAAAAGAAAGAGGACAGCAGCAAAAGCAGCAGCUGUCAUUCUCAAAUACACACAUAUUUCGUCUAAGACUAGUCCAAUCUAAUACAUCUCCUGGGUCAUCCGAGGUCACAACAAUUGCCACUAUCAUACAUAAUCAAUUGACAGAUCAUUUUGUGAAAAAUUCUAAUUUCGAAACUAAACUUGCACUUGAUUGAUCGAUGGGCACAGGGAACAUUUUAAAUCUAAAUUUGAUUUCAGGGAGCACCAGGGCCACAAGGACCUCCAGGAGCAUCUGGAAUUCGUGGAUUCCCAGGACCUGAAGGAUUAUCUGGACCAAAAGGACAAAAAGGAGCUCAAGGUAAAAAAAAAACAUCUGAAAAAAACACAAAAAAUAGCUGAAGGAAAUUUGAGAGACACAUGUGUUCGUUUUGACUUGCAUUCAGUAAUAAAGUGCAUUGUGUUCUCAAUUACUUCCUCCGCGUUGUGUAAAAAACACAGAGAAAAAAAACAAAUAUAUUUCAGGACCACCGGGACCUAUUGGAACUAAAGGAGAUCGCGGAGCCGCUGGAGUUCCCGGAUUCCCAGGAAACGAUGGAGGCAACGGAAGACCAGGAGAGCCAGGACCACCAGGAGCACCUGGAUGGGAUGGUUGCAAUGGUACCGACGGAGCUGCUGGAAUUCCAGGACGACCAGGACCUCCAGGAAUGCCAGGUUAGUAAACACAUAUUUUGAGAUGAAAUUCUUAUGAUAAAUGUUACAGGAUUCCCUGGACCACCGGGUAUGGAUGGAUUGAAAGGAGAACCAGCUAUCGGUUAUGCUGGAGCACCAGGAGAGAAAGGAGAUGGCGGUAUGCCAGGAAUGCCCGGACUUCCAGGAGCACCAGGACGUGAAGGUUAUCCUGGAGAAAAAGGAGAUCGAGGAGAUACUGGAUUGGAAGUGAGUUUGUUUAAAAAAUUAUGGAAAGGCUCCUCUCCUUUUAAAAGAUGUAUUAUACAAUUGCCUUAGAGCCUUAUUAAUUCAGAGAAUUUGAAGUUCAAUGCAAAACACUUAAUUCUCACUUCAAUGUUUGCAUUUAAAAUAUAGAGAAUUUAAAUUUUUUUUGAAAAUAAUACCCACAGAAUUUAUGAACUCUUCAUGUGUUCAUUUUCAGUUUUCUUAAUAUGCCCUUCAAAAGUUUCCUCUCCCCUCACACUAUUAAACUGUUUCAGGGACCACGAGGACCACCUGGAGAAUCUGGAAUGCCAGGAAACCCAGGAAUCGGAAGCAUCGGACCAAAAGGAGAUCCUGUGAGAUAUAAUUUUGAUAAAAAAGCACACACAAAAAUUGAAAUGUACCGGAGACACACACCCACACAUUUUUUGACUUUUUUGCACAAACCUGCACCUUUUCGCACCAAAUUUUGUUAAAUCAAUUAAAUUCUUAAUUUGUAGGGUGAUAUAGGUUCGGCCGGACCGCCAGGACCGCCAGGUCCACGAGAAUUUACCGGUUCUGGCUCAAUUGUUGGGCCAAGAGGAAAUACUGGAGAUAAAGGAGAUAAGGUACUGUGAUUCAAUCUUUUUCAUUUUAUAGGGAGACAUUGGUGGUCAAGGGCCACCGGGUCCACCAGGUCCAAUCGCGUCUACAAUGUCCAAAGGAACGAUUAUCGGUCCUAAGGGAGAUCUUGGAGAAAAGGGAGAGAAGGCAAGAAACGAAAUGUGUAGCAAAAAAAAACACAAAGCUUCACUAACUUGAUAGCUAACCUUUUCUACUAUCAGCUAUUUUUAUGUUUAGAAAAUAACUAUAAUUUAGUUACUAAAAUUAAUGCUUCCUUCUCAAAACUGCUUAACUUCUCCAAAAAUUAGACUUGCUCCAGACGCUUUGCAUGUUGACCUGUUGCCUUGGUUAUUUAACAAUCUGAUUUCUAAUCUUGUAAUUAUUUUAGGGAGAACCAGGAGAGGCUGGACAACGAGGUUAUCCUGGAAAUGGCGGGAUCCCUGGACAACCAGGAGUUCCAGGAAUAAAAGGAGAAAAGGGAUUGUCUGGACCAGCUGGACCAAGAGUAAGUUUUUUUAAAGAUUAUGUGUUGAAUUUCGCAGAAUUUAAAAAAGUCCUCCCACAAAACAUACAUAAUCUAUUCUUCAGGGAAAAGAAGGACGACCAGGAAAUGCUGGCCCACCAGGAUUCAAAGGAGACCGUGGUUUGGAUGGACUUGCCGGAUAUCCAGGAAGCCCUGGACAAAAAGGAGAAGCCGGAUACCCAGGAAGAGAUGGACCAAAAGGAAAUUCUGGACCACCAGGACCACCAGGAGUAUGUUUUUUUCUGAUUUUGAAAAUUAUUUUUUCUAGAAGACAAUAAAAGUUUUAAAGCUUUCAUACUCAAAAAUAUGACUUUCUAGGGCGGCUCGUUCAACGAUGGACCACCAGGACCUCCAGGAUUGCCAGGACGACCAGGAAAUCCGGGGCCACCAGGAACUGACGGAUUCCCGGGACAACCAGGACCAGCUGGACCAGUUGGAGCACCAGGAGGACCAGGACUUCCAGGAUACCCAGGAAACGAAGGAUUGCCAGGACCAAAAGGAGACAAGGGAGAUGGCGGAUAUCCAGGAACACCAGGAGUUGCUGGACCACCUGGACUUCCAGGAAUGACCGGACCGAAAGGAGAACCAGGGUAAGAUAUUCAGAAUCAUAACAUUUAGAAAAUUUCAAACUUUAGAAAAUAUUUUGAAACUAUCACAAUGAAACCUUCGAAAAAAAAAAUUAACAAAAUUCAGAAAUUAUUUUAAUCUUAUAUACGACUCCUGAUCAUUCCCGGAACGAAGAAAUCAAUAAAACAAAAAACCAAUGAAAAAUGCAUAGGUUUUCAUUGAAAAAAAAACUUUCAAAAGUAUUUCCACAGAGAAUCAUUUUCAGACAACAAAAACUCAAGAACAUACAUUUUCGUAUCUUUUUUGUCGGUACUGUACAUUUGAAUUAAUACAAUAAUAUUUUCAGAGCACGUGGAACACCAGGACAAAGUAUCCCUGGACUUCCAGGAAAAGACGGACGACCGGGACUUGAUGGAGCCCCAGGAAGAAAGGGAGAAUCUGGAUUGACUGGAGUUCGUGGACCACCAGGAGAUUCGCUCAACGGCUUGCCAGGAGCACCAGGACAACGAGGUCUUCCAGGUCCAAAAGGAUAUGACGGUCGAGAUGGUAUCAAUGGAUUGCCAGGAGCACCAGGACACAAGGGAGAGAAGGGAGGAACCUGCUCUGCUUGCGCUCCAGGAUUCAAGGGAGAGAAGGGAUUGCCAGGAUAUCCAGGACAACCAGGUCCACAAGGAGAGCGCGGUCUUCCAGGAACACCAGGACCAGCUGGAGAUGGCGGAGAAGAUGGCUUACCAGGACCAGCUGGACGACCAGGAUCACCAGGACCCCCAGGUCAAGAUGGUUUGCCAGGAGUACCAGGACAAAAGGGAGAACCGACACAAUUGAACUUGCGACCAGGACCACCAGGAUAUCCAGGAGUGAAGGGAGAAUCUGGAUUCCCAGGACAACCAGGGCUUGAAGGACUUCCAGGAUCACCGGGACCAGUCGGUCCACCAGGAACACCCGGAUAUCCAGGAACUAAAGGAGACGCUGGAUUACCAGGACUCCCAGGAAAACCAGGAGCUGACGGGCUUCCAGGAAUGCCAGGAGCUAAAGGAGAAGCCGGAUACGGACAACCAGGGCAACCAGGAUUCCCAGGACAAAAGGGAGAAUCUGGAUUCCCAGGAUUGCCAGGAACACCAGGUCUUCAAGGAACACCAGGAUUGCCAGCACCGGAAAAUCAAGUCAACCCAUCCCCACCAGGAACACCCGGAAACCCAGGUCUUCCAGUGAGUUUUUUUUUCAUAUCAUAUGAUAUUUUCAAAGUAAUAGCGCAAACUUAUUUGAAUAGACAGUUUUCCAAUGAAAAUUCAAUUACAUUUCGAUUAUUACUAAAUUUGUGAUAUUUUCCUAGAUCUCUAAACAUCAAUGCACACAAAUCUAGAUAUUUCUAUAAUCGAUAAAAAAACAUCAAAAUUUUCAAAAGUUCAAAAGUACUGUUUCAUAUAAAUAGUGUUACAACUUGCAGUCCACCCUCAAAUUCCAUCAGAAUUUAAGAUCGAUUUUCACGAUAUUUUAUGGGAAAAAUCUUUAAAUUCAGGAGUUUUAGUUGAAAUUGAAGAUCUUAUUCUAACUUCAAGCAAAAAAAUCAUAAGGAGAUAUUCGAAAUUUUCAGUAGAAACAUUUUUUUUAUUAGAAAAUAGCAAAUUGACAAACCAUAAAACUCAAAAAAAUUGAUGUAUCACACCGUUACAUUUUUGAGUGUUAGGUAACGAUUUUUCGAAAAAUUUUUAAGCAAAACGAUUCUGAUUAUCCAACUUUUGUAGCACUAGUUAUGAAAAACCCUGUAGUAUCUAGAAACUGUACUUUUUAAUUAUUUUUGAUAAUCAUUGUAGCUUAUUGUAGAUAAUAAGCUAAUUUAUUGAAAUAAUCUUAAAUCUGAUAUUUUUCAGGGAGUGAAAGGAGAAAGCGGAUAUCCAGGACGGCCAGGAGAGGGAGGACCACCCGGAUUCCCAGGACUUCCAGGAUCAAAGGGAGAUUCUGGAUUACCAGGACCACCAGGUCUUCCAGGAUCAGCAGGAUAUCCAGGAGAAAAAGGUAUCGCUGGAUUCCCAGGACAACCAGGACCAGUCGGACCAAAAGGAGAAGCUGGACAACCAGGAUUGCCAGGAUAUCAAGGAGCUAAAGGUGAAGCUGGAAUCGGAUAUCCAGGACAACCAGGAGCACCAGGAUUCCCAGGAAUCAAGGGAGAUGCUGGAUUCCCAGGACUUCCAGGACAACCAGGACUUGAAGGACAACGUGGAUUCCCAGGAGCACCAGGAUUGAAGGGAGAUGGUGGUUUGGCUGGUCUUCCAGGACAACCAGGAUUCCCAGGAGAAAAAGGAGAUGCCGGACUUCCAGGAUUGCCAGGAAGAGAAGGAGCACCAGGAUAUCCAGGACAAGAUGGACUUCCAGGAGCACCAGGAUCGAAGGGAGAUGAUGGACUUCCAGGAGUUCCAGGAGUUACCGGAUUGAAGGGAGACUCUGGAUUACCAGGAACCCCAGGAGCACCAGGAUUGCCAGGAGCACCUGGAUAUCCAGGAAUGAAAGGAAACAGCGGAAUUCCAGGAGUUCCAGGAUUCAAGGGUAAGAUUUUUUGAUAACCUAGAAAACCAACAAAAACAUUGUGCAAAAAUUAGGCCAUACUUGAAUUCAACGUUUUCCUUGACAAAUUUCCUCCAAUCAUUUCUCGAAAAAAAUUAGAAAUUCCUAAAACUUGUUUUAUGACAAUCUUUCACUAUGAAUUUAUCAGAAUGAUUUGGCUUAAAAUAAUGUUGAUGGAUGGUGUUACCGUGAAAAGUUACAUUUUCCAAGGAUCGAAACUCAGAGUUUCAAUCUUCGGAAGGUUGUCACAAAACAAGUUUGGGCAAAUUCUUUUUUUAUUGUAACAGGAAUAAUCGCGUUUUUAUAAAAAGUCACUUCUAAAUUUUCAGGAGAGAAUGGAUUGCCAGGUUUGCCAGGAGCUAUCGGACCAAAGGGAGAACUUGGUCUUGCUGGACAACCAGGAUUCCCAGGACAAAAAGGAAACAGUGGACUUCCAGGAGUUCCAGGCCGAGAUGGACUUCCAGGAGCACCAGGAUUCAAGGGAGAUCGUGGAUUCAACGGAUUGCCAGGAGACAAAGGAGAACCUGGACCGGCUGCUCGUGACGGACAAAAGGGAGAAUCUGGUCUUCCAGGACAACCAGGUCUUCGUGGGCCAGCUGGACCAUCUGGACUUCCAGGAGCACCAGGACUCAAGGGAGAAGCUGGACUUCCAGGAUAUGGACCACCAGGAGUGCCAGGAGAAAAAGGAUUGGCUGGAAUUCCAGGAAAAUCUGGACGUGUCGGAGCACCAGGACUACCAGGACAAGAUGGCCUUCCAGGAUUCCCAGGAGUCAAGGGAGAUAGCGUAAGUUUAUUACUUCAAACCUGAACUUUGAAAAAAAACAACACGUUUUUCAGGGUUUCCCAGGACAAGACGGAUUGCCAGGACGUGAUGGACUUCCAGGAGCACCAGGCUUCAAGGGAGACAUCGGAGCCGCUGGAGAGCCAGGACUUCCAGGAGCCCCAGGAAAUGAUGGACUUCCAGGAGUACCAGGAAUUCGCGGAGACAAGGGACAAUCUGGGCUUCCAGGGCUUCCAGGAGACCGUGGAUUGGAUGGAGCUCCAGGAUUGAAGGGAGAUUCCGGAUAUCCAGGACAACCAGGAGUACCAGGACUUGCUGGAGAGAAGGGAAAUGAUGGAGCACCAGGAUUCCCAGGAAUCAAGGGAGCACCAGGAUACCCAGGACAAGACGGACUUCCAGGAGUUCCAGGAUCAAAGGGAGACUCUGGAUAUCCAGGACAACCAGGACGUGACGGACUUCCAGGAGUGCCAGGAGAAAAAGGAUUCUCUGGACAACCAGGAUUGCCGGGAGCACCAGGACAAUCAUUCCCAGGACCAGUCGGGCCACCAGGACAACCAGGAUUGCCAGGAAAAGAAGGAUACCCAGGAGUUCCAGGACAAAAGGGAGAAUCUGGACUUCCAGGAUUACCAGGAGCUGGUGGAUUCAAGGGAGAAGCUGGUUUGCCAGGGUUCCCAGGACAAAAGGGAGAUCUCGGACUCAACGGACUUCCAGGACAACGUGGAGAAAAUGGACUUCCAGGAGUUCCAGGAAGAGAUGGUCUUCCAGGAGCACCAGGAAUUAAGGGAGAACUUGGAGCCAACGGUUUCCCAGGUGCACCAGGAGCCCCAGGAGUUCCAGGACUCAAGGGUAAGUCUGGCUUGAAUUUCUAACUCUAUUGAAAUUCUCAAACUGGUUUCAAUUAAUAAUUGAUUUUUUAUUUCAGGAGACAGUGGAUUGCCAGGAUUCCCUGGACCAAAGGGAGAUUCAGGACUCCCAGGACAACCAGGAGUUCCAGGAUAUGCUGGAGAGAAAGGAGAUUCUGGACUUCCAGGGUUACCAGGAAGAGAUGGAUUACCAGGAGCUGAGGGACCAGUUGGACCACCAGGACCAGCCGCACCAGAAAAUAUUGUUUCCCCAGGAGAAAAGGGACUUCCAGGUCUUCCUGGAGUUCCAGGACUCCGCGGAGAGAAGGGAACCCCAGGACUCGACGGAGCUCCAGGAAACGACGGCCCACCAGGUCUUCCAGGACAACGUGGAAACGACGGUUUGCCAGGAACACCAGGAUAUCCAGGAGAAAAGGGAGCCUCAGGACUUCCAGGAUUCCCAGGAACUGAAGGAUUACCAGGAGGCCCAGGAGCCCCAGGUUUGCCAGGAUCGCCAGGACCAGCCGGUCCAGCUUAUCGUGACGGAUUCGUUCUUGUCAAGCACUCGCAAACCACCGAAGUUCCAAGAUGUCCAGAUGGUCAAGUCAAACUUUGGGACGGAUAUUCAUUGCUCUACAUUGAAGGAAACGAAAAAUCCCACAACCAAGACCUCGGUAAGUGUUUAUACUAAUCGAGGUGUUUUCUUUUUAUGAGUGCGCGAAUUCAAAUUCGAAAUUUUACAGGACACGCUGGAUCCUGCUUGCAACGAUUCUCAACAAUGCCAUUCUUGUUCUGCGAUUUCAACAAUGUUUGCAACUAUGCUUCAAGAAACGAUAAAUCUUACUGGCUUUCCACCUCUGCUGCUAUUCCAAUGAUGCCAGUUAAUGAGCAAGAAAUCGAACCAUACAUCUCAAGAUGUGCAGUUUGUGAAGCUCCAGCUAAUGUUAUCGCUGUUCACUCUCAAACUAUUCAAAUUCCAAACUGUCCAGCUGGUUGGUCAAGUCUCUGGAUCGGUUACUCCUUUGCUAUGCACACCGGAGCUGGAGCUGAAGGUGGUGGUCAAUCUCUUUCUUCACCAGGAUCGUGUCUCGAAGAUUUCCGUGCUACUCCAUUCAUUGAAUGUAACGGAGCUCGUGGAUCGUGCCAUUAUUUCGCCAACAAAUUCUCAUUCUGGCUUACCACAAUUGACAAUGACACUGAAUUCAAGGUGCCACAAAGUCAAACUCUCAAAUCGGGCAAUUUGCGCACACGUGUUUCAAGAUGCCAAGUUUGUGUCAAAUCAACUGAUGGUCGCCAAUAA